Messenger RNA from Cyprinus carpio (common carp), 5282 nucleotides. It is a transcript of the gene ripor2, whose product is annotated as RHO family interacting cell polarization regulator 2. Lineage: Eukaryota; Metazoa; Chordata; Actinopteri; Cypriniformes; Cyprinidae. The record is from RefSeq and is a predicted model, not a curated record.
UGGUGCAGUGAGUAGAAGCUCAGAGCGGUCCACUGCCUCUCGCCUCUCUGCUCAGGCUCAAGCUAACAGAGGGCUUCACGUUCGCCUGGGGGGGAGACAGUCCGAGCGUUGAUUUAAUUUUACAGUAUAGUUACUGCUCAGUCGCUUAAGCGAAAGAGAGGAUAAAACGGAAUGGCCUUUCCUGACAUCACGAAGGAUGACCUAAAUGAACUGAUGCAUGAGGAGGCAGAGGAUGUCUUUAAUGAUGACGGAGUGUCCUCCCGCUUCCCAGACAUCAUGGCUGCUGGCACUCACUCUCCUGGAGGGCCCAAUGGCAUCAUCAGGAGCCAGUCGUUCGCCGGCUUCAGCACCCUGCAGGAGAGACGCUCACGGUGUAACUCCUUCAUGGGGAACUCAGCAGUGCAGAAGAAGCCCAUCUCAAAGCCCAGGAAGCCCCAUCUGUCCGGGCACAAGUCCAGCAGCAGCAGCUCACGAGAGCCGCAGCCCAAAAGAGUGGAAGAAGUUUACGGAGCCCUCAAACAAGGCCUGGAUGAAUAUCUAGAGGUGCACCAAACAGAGCUGGAUAAACUCACUUCCCUCAUGAAAGACAUGAAGAGGAACUCCAGACUGGGUGUGCUGUAUGAUCUGGACAAGCAAAUCAAGACCAUAGAGCGAUACAUGCGAAGACUGGAGUUCCACAUCAGCAAGGUCGACGAGCUGUAUGAGGGCUUUUGUAUUCAGAGAAGGUUGCGUGAUGGCGCCAGUAAGAUGAAACAGGCCUUCACUGCUUCACCCUCCACUAAAGGCACACGUGAGAGCCUGGCGGAGGUCAACCGCAGAUACAAAGAGUAUACAGAGAACAUGAGCUCUUUUGAGGCCGAGCUGGAGAACCUGUUGGGGGAGUUUCAUAUCAAAAUGAAAGGAUUGGCUGGCUUUGCCAGGCUUUGUCCCGGCGAUCAGUAUGAGAUUUACAUGAGAUAUGGCCGACAGCGGUGGAAACUGAAGGGAAAGAUUGAAACGAACUCCAAACAGAGCUGGGAUGGAGAGGAGAUGAUCUUUAUGCCCCUCAUUACGGACCUCAUCAACAUCAAGGUGACAGAGUUAAAGGGGUUGGCCAAUCACAUCUUGGUGGGUAGUGUGAUCUGUGAAACCAAGGACCUGUUCACCGCUAUGCCUCAGGUGGUAGCAGUAGACGUCAACGACCUGGGAACCAUUAAACUCAACCUGGAGGUCGCCUGGUUUCCGUUUGACGUAGAGGAUCUGACACUGUCCUCAGGAAAUGUGAGUAAAGCCACCGCCCUUCAGAGACGAGUUUCAGUGUACAGCCAAGGCACACCCGAGACGCCCACUUUCCAGGACACGUCUUUCUUUUCCACUUUACCAGAUGACGUCUUUGAGAACGGAAGCUGCGGUGUGGCUGAAUGCAAGCGCCUGUCCUUCACCUUCUCUGACACGCCCACCUCAAGCCCCGCCCCCAUCCAGUCAAACCCUGAGAUCACAGUCACGCCCCCUGAGACGUACCCCCUCUCUGAACCGGCUCCAGCCUCUGAGGAUCAGCCGGUUGAGGAGGAGUGUGUGGAGGAAGACUGCGGCAGUGUCAGCGUCAGCGAUCCAGACCUAGAGUGGGACCAGGCUGAGGCCCAGGGGCACGGCACAGGCUCGGCGGCCCUCUCGCUGUGCUCCGAGAGUCAGCUGUCUGCGGUGGGACCUGAGGAUGUGGUGUUCUUGGAGCCCAAUGUGUCUGACGAAGCCCUGGAGCUGAAGCCGGUGGAGCUGGAUGGGGAGGAAGGCAGUCUGACCAGGCAGCUGGUGAGAAGGCUCACCUCCUCAGACAUGCUGCCCGAGGCCAGCGCUGUGAGCUGGUCUGGGGAGAGCAGCAGGACCUUCCAGGAGAGCAGCCUGGAGGAGGCCAUUCAGUCCCUGCUCCUGCGGCUGGAGAGCUUGGGCCAGCGCUGCGGGGAGCUGCAGGACUUGGAGCAGGAGGUCAUGAGACUCGAAGACCUUCUUAAGUGUCGGGUACCUGCUCACAGGAGCCGUUCCUCCAGCCUCAGUUUGACAGUGGAGAGCGCUCUGGAAAGUUUCGACUUCCUCAACACCUCUGAUUUUGAUGAUGAUGACACAGGAGAUGAUGCUGCCGCCCUCUCACGUGCUGUCUUCUUUGACAUGGAGUCAGAGAGAAUCAGGUCAGGCCAACAUCCAGAAGCAAGAGGCCACCUGAGUGAAGCCCUCACAGAGGACACUGGUGUGGGGAACAGUGUGGCCGGCAGCCCGUUGCCUCUCACCACAGGAAACGAGAACCUAGACGUGGCCAUCAUUGUUCAUCUACAAUACUGCAGUCAUCUCAUUCAGUUGUUGACCUCAGGAGGAAGCCAGUCGCAGCACAAGACAUACCUGCACAAAUUAACAACUCAAACACUUCUGUUGGAGGAUCUCAGUGAGAAAAACUUUGACAGACCGGGUAGCUGCAUUUUAGUGUCUGAUGUGUUGCCUGGGCUGGCGGAGCAUCCGGCGCUGAUGUCUCUGUGGUCUGACUGCAGUGGUGGUCUGUUUCACACUACACUGGACCGAGUGCUGAAGCACAUGCAUCUCAGCUUUGCAUUACCACUGCAACAGAUUCUGCCUCACUCUCCUGACUCAGUGAUCAGGAUGGUGGUGAAUGAGAUGAUGGACAGCAGCGAUCUUGCCUCUUCCUUGCGUCCCUCACUGUCCCCUCUGGCACAGGAUAUCCUCACUGUGUUUCAGUUUCACCGCUACGCUGUUGAACACGAUGUCACGGACAUGGAGCGACACCUGCUGGAUUUAGCCAAAGAGGUCAUGCUUGAAGAAGCCCUGAGCUGUGGGGAUACAGAACGCUGUGUGAAGGAACUACAGGAAGUGUCCGUCAUGUGUCUUCAGCCCCGCCCUCAAACCUUGUGGGCCGUGGCAGCGCUGUUGACCUCUGAUGACCCUGAUGUGAUGAAGGCCGCUACAGCCUUCCUCUCCUCUGCUGCCUCACACAAACCCUUCAGGUCAAAGGCUGUUGAUUGUUACACGCAAGCCUUAUCAGAAGCAGACCGAUCGAGAGCUGCAUGUGCCGCUUUGAGCUGCCUGCAGGCUGUGGAGAGCAUUGAUGCUGUGGUGUUACUGUGUGACUCAGCAGAUGAAGAUCUCCACCAGAUUGCCACAGAAACCCUCCUCACUUUCGGUGAAGACGGGCGGCUGGCAUACGAGCAGUUGGACACGGUGCCGAGGGAAAUGGUGCGGCUGGGGACUCGCCGUGGGAACACUGUUACCACUUCAUUUUAGAAAAACGACUCGUUCUCCCUCCUGUGACCCUGCACACUUCAGACGUGAAAUAUACACACCACCUGCUAACAAGGGGAAGUGAAGCUUGGCCUUCGAUGUUGAGACCUUCAUCACAGAGUGUCCUUUUCUGCAGGAUGUUUGCUACUCGUGUCACAGUGGUCCUGAGUCAUUGUUGCUGAUUGAACAAUAAGGGUGUUAUUAUUGGAAGUUAGUUAUUUGCAGAUUGCAGUUGCACCGUUGGAGGUGUGUAAAUAGAAAGCAAAUCCUAUUUUAAUUUUAUCCUGGGAUUUUUUUUCUCCGUUCCGUUUCAGGGAUUAUAAGGGACUGUUUAAAUGCUCCCCGCUUGAGUUUUUUCUGUAACCUCUGGGAAAGGAAAGAUUUUGUGUGCUGUUUGAACCCAGCCGGUUGUAUGGACUACUGGAAAAACCCCGGUGUGGACGGUGGACUGCUGAUUUACACAUCGCUUGCUUGCCUUCACUGGUCAGAAGAAAGUAUGUCCAUGGACGGAGCCUGUAGUGAACACUUGCAUUAACACGGUACUAAUGCCUGAGCACAUGGGAUCUUACAACAAGCGCUGUUUGGAGGCCGUCAGAGUAUAUUAAAAUGCACUUUUACACUAUUUUCAGUCAGAGAAGCGUGAUUCAUUACUGUGAAUUUUUUGGUUUGUACGUAAAUGAAGACUGGAAGUAUAUUUUGCUCUGUGAUCUGAACUCGCUUCUGUGCCUAUUGUUACUGUACUACUGAGUCAUGUGACUGUAAUAUCAUUUGUUUUAUUUAUUUUUUCACUUCUCUUCACUAGAAAUGGAAAGAUGCUGAUAUGACCCUCUUUUUGUUGUUGUUUUUUAAAAUUCUGAGAACAGAUUGUUUUAACGAUGUACUAAAUAUCUGUUCACAAUAUGAUUAGGUACAGUCAGGAUUUUGGUAUUAUUGAGGGGCUAUUCACUAUGAAUUUUUUUUUUAUAUAUAUAUAUUUAUGUAAAUAGUUGGCAUUUUACAUAUAGAAAGAUGUUUUACUGAUCAGUCUCAUCUUUUCACAGUGUAUUCAUGGAGUUAUACAGUAUUUGUGCUUAAGGGAACCUUUCCUAGAUGUAUUUUCGGUGUGCUUAUGCACCUGACCUGAGAAAACGCUCUUUGCUAUCCGAACGCUUGCCUCGCUUUGACACGUUUACACACCCUGUGUUGAUCUUUAAAGCUGUCAAAUGUAAAUUUACGCUUAUGGUGGCAAUUAAAACGCCGUUUUGUAGAUCACCCGACCUAUUUUUGCAAUAUUUUCUAUGACGCUGAGAAUGGUACGGAAGCAGGGGCUUAAAUCUAUCAAAGGAGCACAUUUCGAGGAAUGUACCGAGUACAGAAAGGUUACUGAAGUAUAUCCCUCACAAGCACAACUGUUUGGUAAGAUCGUUUCUUAACAUGUUUAACAUGUUAUUUUGCAUUUACCGCACAAACUCCUAAAGCCAUAAUGAUACAGAAGUCGAUAUAUUUAAGGCCGUUUUGUGGUUUCUGUUUAUCAGAAUUAUCUAUAACAAAUAUUCAAAAAUAGUACUUUUGUUUAUGCUGUUUUUCUGUAUUCAGUCACAGAAAUGAAUUGCUUUGUGAGUUUGUCUAAAGACCACCGUUACAGUAUUUGACCUGGGCAUUGGUGAUCACUCCUUGAGAAUUUCUUUCUUUGCACAGAGAUAUCAAGAAGUUUGAGUUAACAUUUAUUUCCUUGUAUUCAUCUCAGACAGAAGCUCAGAGAAAUUCAACUGCAUUUAUUGUUCAAACCUCAUUCAAAUGUAAAUUAACGUCCUUCUUGAUAGGAAAGCUGUUGUUGGUAUGGUUUUGUGAGCGUGUGACUCUAUGUGUCCAGGGCUUGAGCACUCAGCUUGCAAUAGCUUUAGCUUCUAAUGUUUGAAUGAAAGCAGAUUUCACUUAAUGUCACAGUGCUAAUGUUCCCUCACUGUUUCAGUUUUUUUUUUCUUUUUGAGUUUACUGUAUUUCCUAUGCUGAAAGUGGCAAUAAAAUUUAUUUUUACAUAA